This is a messenger RNA of Dacryopinax primogenitus, 1857 nucleotides long. Its product is annotated as S-adenosyl-L-methionine-dependent methyltransferase. Bases 382 to 1857 code for a protein of 491 amino acids. Gene Ontology annotation, molecular function: O-methyltransferase activity. Lineage: Eukaryota; Fungi; Basidiomycota; Dacrymycetes; Dacrymycetales; Dacrymycetaceae. The transcript is spliced from 7 exons. The record is from RefSeq and is a predicted model, not a curated record.
GAGAAGAUGAAGGCGGGAAGGAGAUAGAGACGUCGAGGCCGCAACGGGAGCAACAUGAUGAGAACACCGGAGUCAGUGCGGCUUUAGAGGAGCUCAGAAUAUGAAUCACGUUUCGCGACGUCAACGAAGUCCGUGCUUGAUCCGAAAAAAUCCGCUAAGUUUGCGCAUAUGUCAUCCAACGUGCGAAGGUCUUGCCCUGAAAACAGACGCAGUAGUGAGGUGUCAGCUGGUCACGAUGGUGGACUGAUGUGUUAUCGCCUCUAAGGCCACUCGCGGGCCUCCAAUCAGCAGCUAGAGCCAGAGCCUCUCCCAGCAGUGGUAAUCCAUUAAGUAGAGCAUGCAGAGCGCAGACGGGAAUCCAACUGGUUGCGCGAGAACACCAUGGGGAACGCGAACACCAAGUUGGAGCCUGAGAAACCCAGCGCACCACCAGAUCCUUUGAUUGUUCUGGUGUCCUCCCUCAACGACGCCGUGGACGCUCUACAAAAAGUUCUCCAAGUGCGUCAGCUACCUGCAUUCGAGCUUGACAGUCCAAUUCCGCAUCCAUUGGACUCUGGACUGCCUGAUCCAGUGAGUUGGUUCGCAAGGAAAGCAAUCGUCGGUCUUUGUAGCAAGAUCAUCGCCACUGUCGAAAGCCCUGCGGAGCGAGCUCUCGUCCUGUCCAACGCCUGGUUGAUUCCAGUCGCACUGAAUGUCGUUAUUGAGAGCGAACCUCCUGUGGUCGACCUCAUUGCGGAGACUGGUGAGAUCGGAGCGACCGUGACCAGUCUCGCUGGGAAGACAGGGAUUGAUGCUGCUAAACUGCGAUCGAUUCUACGCGUUCUAACCUCAGAGUCCUUCUUCAAGGAAAUCACCCCCGGACGUUAUGUUCUCAAUCGACCGUCGAGCGUGUUGGUUACUGGGAAUGCAAUCGGUGAUUUGGUAUCUUUUACGUCGGGACCGAGCAUGAGGGGUGGUUCUGUUCUGUCCAAGGCACUUCGUCAUGACGGCCUUCCUGCAGGGGAUAAAUAUGAAGAGACUGUGUUCAAGCAGACCGCGUUCCAACUCUAUCAUCAGAAGGCCUUGUACCCAUGGCUUAUGGAGAAUCCUCGUUAUUUGACGCGUUUCCAUCGCGGCAUGACCCAACUUGAGCUCUAUAUGGAUCCAGGCAUCUCCUGUGACUAUCCUUGGGAAGAGCUCGGAGAAUCCGUCACGCUGGUCGAUGUGGGCAGUGGGCGUGGCGGUCUUACCAUGACCCUGCUCAAACGCUUCCCAAAGUGGAAGGCGGUCUUGCAAGAUCGGGCUGAGGCAUUGUCGGCAAUUCGAGAAUUCUGGGAGAAAGAGGCAACCGACAUCGUUGACGCGGAUCGUGUCUCUUUCUUGGCUCAGGAUUUCUUCCAAGUGACAAGCCUGCGUGCGACAGAUGACUCUCACUAUGUGUUCAUGAUCAAGAACGUACUUCACAACUGGGGCGAUGAGCAUUGCCUCAAAAUCCUUCGUAAUCUUGGCCCUGCCGCGGCUCCUGGCUCUACCCUCCUUGUCUGCACGUAUAUGCCAGCUAUCCCACAACCCGAUGAGAAGCAUAUCACUGUGAAGGAAUACUUCGACGGGAUCUCUGGGAAGGAUAUGCGCGAGAUCCAGGAGAUGCAUCUGCCCAUUCCUGAACCACUGUGGGCAGACUGGGGAUAUGGGAACGCAUAUGAAACCCGCUCUGGUGCUGCCAUGACCGGUCUGCUCAACGCCGCAGGAAGGGAUAUAUAUGACUUGAGAAAUUUGCUCAGUGCUGCCUCAUGGGAGGUCGCGUCUUCGACACAAAUGCGUUCAGCGGCUUCAAUGAUCAAGGCCAUCAAACUGCAACCCGCGCCUCUCCCUAACUAG